This is a messenger RNA of Copidosoma floridanum, 2938 nucleotides long. Its product is annotated as tsukushi. Gene Ontology annotation, molecular function: protein binding. The record is from RefSeq and is a predicted model, not a curated record. Gene Ontology annotation, cellular component: extracellular matrix. NCBI's taxonomy places the organism in Eukaryota, Metazoa, Arthropoda, Insecta, Hymenoptera, Encyrtidae.
UAAAGUCAGAAUUGAAUUGAGCAACAACAAUUAGCGCAAUGGGACUUAAAAAAACUCUCAGUGUAAUUAGUACUCUCAAAAGCCGAUGUAACCAUCAAGAAAGAAAUGGUAGUAACACUCCGGGUGCUCGCACGUUGAAAUACGCUUUCUCUCUUUCACUUGCUCCAUAUCGUUCCAUUUUUCUGCAGUAUGAUUCAAGAAGAAAUACGUCAUUUUCAGAUGGCUGAUACCAAGGCAAAGGAGGUAAAGGCAGCUGCACCCACAGCUAAGCCUAAAAAAAAGUUGGCAAGCCCAGGAACUGCAGUUUGGGGAAUGGAGUCUACAGGUUCAGCAGAACUCGCAUGUUCCACAAAAAAGCUAUCUAUACGUUUCUUGACAAGAAGACACCCUAGAAGGUUGUCCCCGAGAAGCUCAGCACAGUCGUCAAGGCUAUCGAUGGUGAGAAAAAUGGAGACACCAGGGCUGUUUUGCUUGAAAAGAGGAAGGCAAAUUAUCAAUCACAGAUUUUAUCAUGUCUCACCCGCCUGAAAAAUUACUUCAAGGAUCACAAAGGACACCUUCAAGGCCUUUGAAAAUAAAUGCCUGCCAAUCAAAACAAAUCAAUCAAAUCUUCACUGUCACUACAUUCACAAAACUUGAUCUUAGCUACUUUAAAGUCCCUAAGCACAUGAAAGAUAGUUACUUUAAGAAGAAGCGUAAAAAGAUAGAUGCUGUGGAAACUUUGAUGAAGAACAAUGGACCAAUAAAAUAAGUCAUGUAAUCUUAUGUUUAAGUGAUAGUUAAAAAACUAUAACGACAGUAAUUAAAAAAAAAAAAGAAUCAGAUACAUUAAAUGUAAACGUUGGCAGCUUCACAGAAAUAAUUAUCCUCUAGUGUAUUAAUUUCGAAAAAAAAUAUUACUAGAUAAGCAACUUACUCCUAAAAAAUAAAAAAAAUGGUUCCUAGAAUUAAAGAAAUUGCCAUUGAUGAGAAUGCAGAAGAUGAAAAUUCUCUGGUGGGAUGCGAUGAUUAGUGACCGUAAUUUGAGUACUCUUAAACCUAUAGAUAAACAUUUAGGUUGUCAAACUCAAAGUGGAAGUUUUCCUUGGUUUUCCGCGAUGUAGUCUUGAGAUCUGGAAUGUCAGGCUGGGGACUGCUCCACUAACUCCCUGUGUGAAAAAGCAUAUCAGAAAGUAGUGACUCAAGUUAGUGAAUCAGGACCCUGUGGAGAGAGUGAGAGCCGAAAGGUGUGCCUUUGGCUACAAUAAUAGCCGAUGGGCCAUCUAGCGAUGGUUAAGCUGCGGUGCUACGGUGAGCGUUUCGACUUGCGACUUUUCAAGUUGCGAACACUACACCGGCAUCCUUUGGAGUUUGCAGUUCGCACAGUUCCAUUAGCACUUCCAGAUCUUCUAGUUCCAGUCAAUAGACAGCAGGCGGUACAGGCAGUCCUUUCAAUGAUAAAUAGUGUAGCUAAUCUAAGGGUAGAUGUGUCGCGUGCAUUCUUGAACUUCAAUCUCGAUGACGUUUUGUUGUAGAAUAAUUGACAACAGAAAGUUAAAGUAAGAGCUGAAGUGUUUUCACACUGUUAAAUCAUCCGGCUGCGGGGCAUUACAAACGCCAUUAUAAUAAUGUCAGUCACAAAGAUGAGUUUAAUACUUCUUGGUAUUAGCUUAAUAUUUCUUCAAGCCGAAUCAAGGUGUAGGCAUGUAAAAAAAAAAGGUUCCUUAAGAGCUGACUGUUUUAAUCAAGGAUUAAAACGUAUACCUGAAGAUCUGAUCAAAGACAUUGAGAUUUUGGAUGCGCGGCAUAAUACGAUACCGCAAUUAGUAAACGAUUCAAUAAAGUGGUACCCCUUUUUGAAAGAAAUUUACCUUCAAACUACUGGCUUGCUAAUAAUAGAUCAUACAACAUUUUCUUCCUCAACACAAUUAGAAAUUUUAGAUUUAUCCAACAAUCUUAUCAGGGACUUACCACAGAACAUUUUUUAUCUCCCUAAAUUACGGAAACUAUAUUUGGAUCAUAACGAAAUAACCGACACUAGUUUUAAGUCCUUAAAUGUAACUUCUCCUAUAGAAUAUUUAGACUUGAGCGUUAAUAAACUCACUCGCGUGCCACAACUGUCCUUAUUCCAUGUCGUUCUCUUAAAUUUAACUGGAAAUCCAAUAAAAACGAUAAAAGUCGAAGAGCUGGCCACGAUGUGCUCUUUGAAAGAGCUCAUCGUGAACGAAGAUAUUUUUAACGACAGUGGCUGUAGCUGUCACAUAAUCGAAAAACUGCUUUCGAAGUGGAACAUAAAAGUAACUGUGACUACUCCACUGAAUUGUCAAGGCCAGAAUGGAUGCACAAACGUUGAUAUGUUAUUUGACCACACGCUCGCCCUGCGAGAAAAAUGUGAGACAAAACUGCUAGCUCAAAAAAAAAUUCGGCAAAGAGAAGCCAAAAUGAUAUACUGGAGUAUUGCUGUUGGGCUUGCAGUUUUUAUGUUAGCCCUUGUUUUGUCUUUUUGGUUCCAAAACAGAAAAAGUGGAACAUACGAAACUAAAGAAGUUAUGCCAACAUCUGAUUACAUGGAAGAAUUAUCUGAUAUGUAAGAGCCAGCGUGUUAUUUUUACGUAUUUGUGAAAUAAAAAAUCAACAGAAGUUUUCUUGAAUAAGUUUAUGGUUAGAUUAAUAAGAUAUUACAUGUCAAGAUAGUUUUAUGUGAGGAAAAACUACGUAUCAAAAUACCUAGUGUGUAUGUAAAUAUUUCUUGACCGAAAAAUAGAGGUAAAAACUUUUUGUACAAGUCGCAUUUUAUAGUUUUUAAAUUUAAGUACAAAUACUUAUAAAUUAAAUUUUACGAAGUUGAACAAUACUUUGAUGCGACACGUUUAUUUUGACAAUGACAAAUAGUUUGUUUUACAAUUGUAUGAUUUUAAUUCAAGUACAUUGUUUUAAUAUUUUUUUUUUUUGUUUCUCC